UCAUACCAGGAUGGUGAUGCGGUGAAUUACAUUUAUUCCCAGAUCCCUGAACUCCCGGCUUUCUUUACACGAACAACGGAGGAGUUGGGUCCCAGGAAGGACGGGACAAGCAGAGUAACUGCAUUGUACGGCAUGGAAAUUAAUGUGGAGAAAGACAAACAGACAGGAGAGACCAAGAUUCUCUCUACAUCCCCCAUUGGCCCAGAAGGAGCCCAUCAAAGAGGAAUCAAAGUCUAUGACGAUGGUACCAAAGUAGUCUAUGAGAUGCACCCUGGAGGUGCAGUGAUAGAAAACGGAGUACAUAAGUUGAGCUCAAAGGACGUAGAUGAACUUAUUCAGAAAGCUGGACAAUCAAGCAUAAGAGGAGGGACUGUAUCAGAGAGGAACACAAUAGCUGAUGGAAACCUCAGCCAUAUGAAGGAACAGAUGCUCUUCAAGGAGGCGAAACUAGAGAUGGUGCACAAAUCUAGCAAAAGACAUUCCGGGAACCCUCGACACCAAGCAAAGCUCUCUGGGGAUGAAGUCCCAGAAGCCAGUUCAGAUCACCCUGUCACAAUGAUAUUUAUGGGUUACCAAAACAUUGAAGAUGAAGAGGAGACCAAAAAAGUGCUGGGCUACGAUGAGACAAUCAAGGCCGAACUGGUCCUCAUUGACGAAGAUGAUGAGAAGUCCUUGCGUGAGAAGACUGUGACAGAUGUGUCAACCAUGGAUGGAAACGCAGCUGAGUUAGUUUCUGGGAGACCCACCUCGGACACAACAGAACCCUCCUCACCGGAGGGGAAAGAAGAGAGUCUACCGAUGGAAAAAGUCCCAGAAGCAGAGAUAUUGAAUGUGGGUCCCAAGGAACUCAGUGAAAGCCCAGAGGAGGAAACUGUGGCAGUGCUUUCGAAGUUGCCAAAGAUGUUCAGGUACACAGCGCCAUGGCAGGUUCUCUGCCUGUCAAUGGAGCAAGAUUUAAGGAAAUCAUCUAAAAUCUCUGAGGAUGACAUCAGGUUGAGAAAAGAGAGAGACCGAUAUUGUGCCAAUUUCCUGGAGCCAGGCAGUGUGCGUGUGACAAAGGAAGGGAAAAUGGAAAUUGAAGCCCUUGCCUCAGAACAUAAAACCAUCACUGUGGGGAGUUCAGUGCAUGCAGUAGACAAUCAAACUCACUUACUCUCCCCUGCUGCCAGUCACAAUGGACUUAAAGACAGACAUGAAUCCUUGGACAGUGAGGUUGCUAAAGAGAUCAGAUAUCUGGAUGAGGUGCUAGAAGCAAACUGCUGUGAUUCUGCUGCUGAUAAUCCCUUUAAUGGGAUGACUUCUUCCUCCCCUGAGCCAAGUGCAUCUGUUGUCAUUGAUGGCUGUGGUCCAUCUGCUCAUAAUAGUAAGGAUUCCACAUUAUCUAAUGAAAGGGACACCCUGGUGGUUGGUGGGCAGGCACUUUCAGUUACUGAACAUGGUGGGAUAAAUAUAGCAGCUGAGAAGCUAAAAUCAAAUGGCCAUUCUCCAGACGGUUUGCAAGAGGAGCACAGUGACAGCCUGAAAGGGCCCGUGAGUCCAAGCUCUUCCACAAGCUCAAGGUCUUCCAAAGAUGGAGAAACAGCAUUAACUACCCUUAAGAAAGAAGCUAAGUUUGAACUUAGAGCGUUUCAUGAAGAGAAAAAGCCAUCCAAACUGUUUGAGGAGGAGGACAUAAAAGAGAAGUACAGAGUGCGCAAAGUUCGGCCUUCUGAGGAAAUGAUAGAGCUGGAAAAAGAGAGGCGGGAGCUUAUCAAGAGCCAAGCUGUCAAGAAAAAUCCCAGCAUAGCAGCCAAGUGGUGGAAUCCACCCCAGGAGAAAACACUUGAGGAACAGCUAGAUGAUGAACACUUGGAAUCUCACAAGAAGUACAAAGAACGCAAAGAAAAGCAGCCUCAACCGCCGCCCUCAACUACAAUGAAGCAUGUUUCCUAUUCCUGUGCACCACCAGAUCCAAGUAGCAUUAAAAAGGAUGAUAUUGUAACAGAGCAAAUAGAUUUCUCAGCUGCACGGAAACAGUUUCAGUUAAUGGAAAAUUCAGGACAGCCAAACAGCACGGCUGCACCCAAGAGGUUAGGGACUCCCAAAAUGUUCACUGUCCAACCCUUCUAUAAACCACUAAGCCCGUCCCAAGUAGACCAGCGAACACAUCCUGUUACAAAGCCUGUGUCUCUGUGCAGUCAAACAGUACAGGUUGGCAAUAAUGAUGUAACUAUUGUAAAAGCAGAGAGAGUCUCUUGCAUCAUAGAUGACAGCAGCAUAGGAAUUCAAAAUAGCUCUGCUGACCCGGUGAGAACAUCCCCUUCCACAAAGCCCAGCCAGACAGCAAAAGUAUGGACGGAUGAUAGUGAAUUUAUGAGUGCAAAGGCAGUAUUUACAGUGGUGAAGGACGAUGACCACAGCCUACUGGACCACUUCUCCAGGUCUGCCAAUGUGUCUUUCCCACCAGAGGAGCUGGACUCUGGUUUGGAUGAAUUGUCAGUGAGAUCUCAGGAUACAACUGUUUUGGAAACACUUUCCAAUGACUUCAGCAUGGACAACAUCAGUGACAGCGGUGCCUCCAAUGAGAUGAUGAAUGCCCUUCAAGAAAACUCACUCACAGAUUUCUCCUUGCCUCAGACUCCUCAAGCUAACACGCCUUCUGAGUGUCAAGGGGAGGGUGUUUCCAAGUCACUGAGUGACCAUGGGUUUUACUCUCCUUCUUCCCCAUCGCUUGACUCCAUGCUCAUGGAUGAGCAGUUGGAAUACCAGGCUGGUCUACUGGUUCAAAAUGCCAUUCAGCAAGCCAUAGCUGAGCAGGCUGACAAAAUAAGCUCCAAGCAAGCAAAAGACACCACAGAGCAAAGAAACCACCAGGUUGGGAGCCAGGAGGCAGUGGAUAAAGCACCAUGUUCUGAGAAGCAGCACAAUCCAGCUUUCCAGCCGCCUCAGGUGUCCUCUCCCAUGCAAGAGAAAAGGGACACAGCACCAAAGGCUUCAGCACCUCAAGACUCUGUACUCAGGGAAAGGCAGGUUCCACAGCUAUCACUUGCUGCUCAUCCUCCCCAACCGGUCCCUGUGGAGGAAACCAAGCCAGAAGUCAGCUAUUUCAGCAAGUAUUCAGAAGCAGCUGAGCUACGGAGCACAGCUUCCAUUCUGGCUCAGCAAGAAGCUGAGGUGACUGUAGGACCUUUCAAACUAAGGUCAAAAAAGCAGAGGACUUUGUCCAUGAUAGAAGAAGAGAUCCGAGCAGCCCAGCAAAGAGAGGAGGAACUCAAAAGACAGAGGCAAGGGAUGCCAGUGGCACACAGCCCUUUUGCAAAGGGUGCACCCGCACCAGCCACCAGAACUGUGUCUUACAAAACUGCACCAGGCAAAAUAGAAAAGAUCAAGCCACCUCCAUCCCCCACCUCAGAAGGUCCCUCGUCACAUUCUGAUUUGGCAUCAGAUGAAGCUGGAGCCCCUCAGAAGCCCAAGAACCUGAUGCAGACCCUCCUAGAAGAUUAUGAAACUCACAAAACCAAAAGGCGGGAGAAGAUGGAUGAGAGCAGUUAUACCUGUAAAUUACUGUCUAACAAGGUUACUUCUGAGGUUCUUGAAGCUACCAGGGUCAACCGCAGGAAGAGUGCCCUAGCCCUGCGCUGGGAAGCUGGCAUUUAUGCUAACCGGGAAGAAAAUGAGUAGUUUUCAUGGCAAAUAAUGCAAGCGCUUUUUUUUAUUACUAUUGUUGUUGUUGUUGUUGUUAUUGCAGAGACCAACAAACCAAAUAGAAGAACAAAGUUUUAAUUUUUUGAAAAAGCUACAUCAUUUUAAUCUGAUAUUUAUUGCAAAUGCACCACUCUCUGAGAUCCAUGUUCAAACAGGAGCAAUCCAUUUUUUAUAUGUGUGUGUGCGAGCGCGCAUGUGUACAUAUAUACGCACAAACACACAGGACAGUUAUAUUAAAAAAGCACCCUCUAUCCCUGUCCCCCCCCCCCAAAAAAAAAACAACCCUGAAGUAGCGGGCUGUAACUUUGGAGCCAGUGCCAUGGCGCUGAUAAGAAAUAGCAGCAGACUGGGCAGAAUGAGCACAUUAUUGCUUCCUUUAACUAUCUUCACAGCUUUGCAUUGGGAACAGAAAGAGUUUGGCUUAUAUAGGAUCUUAAUAUGGCACCUCAUGAGGAAAAAAUAAACCAUUGUUCAAGCUUUGUUUGGUUCCAGCUGCGGCUCUUCAUUCCAAACGUGGCUUUAAAAAGAGGGCUGUUACUCUGAUAUAUCCUAAAUAGCCAUAAUAAAUUCAAGAUAAUUUUGUUUUGAUGUUGUUAAUCUAUAAGCGCAAUUGGGUUUUUUUUAAUUCUUGCUUUAAAUUAAUUGACUUUUUUUAAAAAGGCGGUUGUUGAAUUUCAAAUGUGAAUGUACAAUCCCUAUAUUAGCCAUAAAAUACAGUGUGAUGGUUUUUUGCUGUUAUUUUGCAAAGGUGUUUAUUGUUGGGGGAGGAGAUUGGGAAGAUCAGGCUUUCUCUUAAUUUAUCAUAGGUGGUUUUAGCUGCAGAUUUACCCGCACAUUAUUUUACAAUUUAUAUGCUUAAUUCAGUUUCCUUUUAAUAACAAAGACCAAUCCCUAGAUAGUGUAAAAUAGAGGGGUAAAGAGAAAUGCCAAAGCAGAACAUCAUAGUUUUAGCAAAGUCUAUGCUUGUGGUUAUCAGAUUGGUCUCUUGUUUCUCAGCGCAUAUUUGCAUUAUCAUCUAUCUGUAUUUAAUGGGCAGUGGGGGCUGCGAUAAUGUGGACAUGCAGUGAAAUCUAUAAAGAGCAGUAAAGCUGAGUCAAGAAAGAUAAGGGGGAGAAUGAGAAAAGUUUAAAUAUUUUUUACUGAGGCGAAUUAUUGACCUUCAAGUCAGGUUAUGUUGCAGAGAAAGGUAUGUAAGAAAAAAUAGUUAUAUCUUUUAGCUAUAUUUAUGCUACAUAAAAAGGUCUUGGUAUUAGAGUGUGAGAGAGAGGUUUUAACAGAAAACAAAAAAGUUGAGAGGAGGUAGUGGACUUAAAGAGGGGAAGAGAUGAGCCAAAGGAUUAUUUUUGCUGUUCAACCAGUGUUUUCAGAGCUAGAAGGAAACCUGUAGACCCUUUAGAUAGAGCGUAGGCUGGGAAUCCAUGACAAAGAAUUAUCUGUGUGUAUUUGCUUGUGUGCAUGUGAAGUUGCAUUCAUAGUAGGAUGAUGGACAAGAUGUGGGUGUACAGAUUAUUUUGUCCAAAGCUGUUUGCCAGCUCUAAGGGUAUAAACAUUUCUUCUUCUUCUUUUCUUUUUUUUAAAGAAAAGGAAUAUAAAAAGGCACUAAGCAGUAUUUGUAAUAACAGACCUGAACUGAAAUGGUAUUUGCAUGAGUUAACCUUUCAAAAGUAUCAAGCAGUUUUGUAAUCUGAUAUUUAGCAGGAAAAGUGGUAUUUAUUCUUGAGCUUUGUAUUUUGGCAUGGUAGUAAAGUCUACUACUGGUUUAGUCUUUUAUCUGUCUGGGCAAUGCAGUAGAAUAUUUAAUGAUCAACAGCCAUAAUUUUUGGACCAGAAUCUGUCACACUUUGAACAACUGCAAAAACUAAUGCAUAUAUAUUUUUAAAAAUACCUACAACAUUGCUUUUGACUGCUUUUUUUAAAAAGGGAAGCAAAAACUAGAGAACCUCCCUAAAUUUCUCCUUCCUUGUUGCAUAUUAUAAGCAGAAAUUUUGCUUUCUGGUAUUUUAAUUAGACAAAUAAGGGACUUGCAAUCUGGAAAAAGAUCUUAUUUUUCUCAUAGUAAAUACCAACAUACAAUAUGAAUGCAGAAGCCUUGGAGAGGAUUCUCUCUGUUGUAUACAGACUACAGUAGAAAUGUUUGGACAGAAGGAGGCCAUCUGCAUGGAUAACAUGUAUAUGGAGCUUCUCCUGUUAGGUGAAGACAGACCUGUACAUUCAGAGGGUGCUAGCAACAGGAAAGUCCCAUUUGCAUGUGAGGCUUUCUUGUUGCUGUUCUCACAUGACUAUAGCCUAGGCACAGUGAAUCUACUACACCUUUGCAAACUUUGUAACCUGGAAAAAAUCCAAACUGUUAUGACUAGAGUCUAUUUUACAUAUAAGAGCUUUAUAUUUGUGGUUUGCACACUCUUCUGGUUGAUUUUUUUUUGCAAGAACAAAGAGUUACAAUCCAGUCAAAAAGUAUUGACCUAGUAAUUGUUGACCUAGUAAUUUCAAUAGAAGCAUGUGUUCAGUCUUGCCUAUUGAAAUCAGUGGGAUUGAGAAAUACUUAAUUUUUUUGGAUUGGAUUGUAUACUGAGUUUUUUCAGGGGCUGACAAUACCGCACAGGAACGAAUAACAAUUACUUCAUGAGAGGAAGGAAAAAACAGAGAGAAAGGUGGAUGAGGACGACAGGGAAAGCUGCUGAACUAUUCACAGUGAAGAACCUCUGUCACUAGCUCUUGAAGGCCCACCAACACUAUGUUCUCUGAGCCUUUAGCCGAAAUUGCCUGUACAAUCAAGAUUUUUGCCCUCCGGGGCGGUUUUCUUCAAAGCAAGGUGAAAAUUCUCAGGAUUAUGAUGAAGCAGCUGGAUUAUGUGCUGCCAUGCAUGGACAAUAUUCUCUGAAACAGCUUAAGUAUGAGGAAGGCAGUUCCUUUUUAUACGACAUGUAACUCUUACUGGAAAAUGGUGGCUUUAUAGUUGGGAAAAUAAAAUCAAUGACUAGAGAUAUGCUUGGAAUUGGAUGUUUUCCCCCCUGUGACUAGGUUGUAAUAAGCUCGACAUGAAGAAAGCAUUCCCUGUUUCUAAAAAUGAAAAUAAAAAGACACCAAAAAACCCACACUUUGUUUGUCUAAUCAUCUCAUUCUUUGUUACCAGUGCUUCCCCCGGUCCCCAGUAGCAAAAAUGAGACCAGUCCCUGGCAUCUUGGGAUGACUUUUCUUGGUGGGAAGAGAAGCUUAAUUCAUCAUGCUUUACCUCCACUUAAAAUAGAUGUGUGAAUGGCUGUCAAUGGACAGUUGUUUUUUUUCAGGAAUUAUGUGAUCUUGACAACUGUUGUCAGCAAUACUUGGCUUAGUGCUUUGAAAGUUUAGCAGUUAACCUCCAUCUGCCCAUUGCCAUGGCUUAGAUGUUUGUAAAUAAAUAUAUGCCAACGAUUACACAUUAUCACAGAAUUAGCUUUUCUUCUCCACACAUAGAAAGGGAUAAGAAUUUCUUGCAAAAAAUACCAAUUUAAUUAAACUGUGCAUUGUCAUAGUUAAGCUUUAUGAUUUGUGACUGUAUCCAGGGGUUUCAGUUCUUCUUGGGUUGGAUGUGUGUUGUUGUUGUUUUUAAUUGCAGAGCAGAACUGUGAAACUGUUCCUUGUUUUAACACAGCCCAUUUGGGUGUUAUUUUGCUCCCCAUCCUGAAGAAUCCAUGGAGAACAGUAAUUUUCUCUGUUUCGAUAAAUUACCAACUAAAUGCAGUCAUAAAACCCAUGGCUUACUGUAUGUGUUAACCACUUCACUGCUGUACCAUGCUUCUGUUUUAUAGUGACUGUGAGACAUACAAUACAAGUAUAUAAUUAUUUUCUCAUUAAA
Molecule: messenger RNA, 7519 nt
Organism: Heteronotia binoei (common prickly gecko)
Lineage: Eukaryota; Metazoa; Chordata; Lepidosauria; Squamata; Gekkonidae
Gene: PALM2AKAP2
Product: PALM2 and AKAP2 fusion
Exons: 9
Coding region: 133-3660 (1175 amino acids)
Biological process (GO): regulation of cell shape
Cellular component (GO): membrane
Source: RefSeq, a predicted model, not a curated record